Messenger RNA from Penicillium roqueforti, 1839 nucleotides. RefSeq lists its product as uncharacterized. The transcript has 13 exons. The coding region runs from base 1 to 1839 and encodes 612 amino acids. NCBI's taxonomy places the organism in Eukaryota, Fungi, Ascomycota, Eurotiomycetes, Eurotiales, Aspergillaceae. The record is from RefSeq and is a predicted model, not a curated record. Gene Ontology annotation, molecular function: oxidoreductase activity; copper ion binding.
AUGAACUUGGCCGUCCUGAUGUCCCUUGCGGGAUUGGGCGCUAGCCUUACAGUUGGGCUAGAAGCAAAAAGCCCAUUUAUUGCCGGUCGGCUCUCACAAACGAAGCAAUUUGAGCUGAAUCUGACCUGGGAAUCAUUUGCGCCCGAUGGGGUUGCGCGGGAGCAAUUUUUGAUCAAUGGCCAGUUCCCCGGCCCUCCACUGAUCAUGGAUGAAGGAGACGACGUCGAGGUGACCGUGAAUAACUUCAGUCCCUUCAAUACCACAAUUCACUAUCACGGCAUCGAACAGGAAGGAACGCCGUGGUCAGAUGGUGUGCCUGGAGUUUCACAGAGGCAGAUUUUGCCUGGUCAACGGUUUAUUUCCAAAUUCACUGUCCAGCAGUAUGGUGCAUAUUGGUACCACUCACAUACUUCUGGGCAAAUCAUGGAUGGCCUGUAUGGACCAAUUUACAUCAGACCUCGGACCAUUCCUGCGAACUUGGCCAGUGCGAUAACAAAUGAUACAUUUGAACAGGCUCAAAUACAUAACGCCAUCCGGGCCCCGUCUCUAGUUAUGCUCUCUGAUUGGUUCCAUAUGACCUCAGAAGAACUCCAAGAGGUUGCAAUGUCUGCAAAUAUUGAUCCCUUGUGUACGGAUUCUAUUCUGAUCAACGGGAAAGGGCGGGUCAAUUGCCGCAGUCCCAAGGAAUUGACUGACAUGGUGCCCGAUUCGGUGAAAUCUGUGCUACAGGGCAUGGAGUAUACGGUGAAAGGUUGCCUUCCACUCACAAACACCUAUGCCCAAACGACAUCUGGACAUAACUUGAGUGCAGUUCCAGCAUCCAUGUUUUACGAGUGCCACGCCACUGAAGCGGCAGAAGAGGUCAUCGAAGUUGACCCGUUCAACGGCUGGGCAAGUCUCAAUUUUAUCGGCUCAGCGUCUGUCUCAACUCCAAUUGUGUCUAUCAAUAAUCAUUCCCUUUGGGUUUAUGAGGUUGAUGGUUUAUACAUCAAGCCUGUUAAAGUUGAUGCGUUAACAAUCAACAAUGGUGGUCGGUAUUCCUGCUUGGUACAACUGAACAAAGCGCCAGGAAAGUACCCGAUGACAGUGGCAAAUGCAGGGUUCAACCAAAAGAUCGCGGGCUUUGGUACUCUGUCCUAUACGCAUACGCAUGAACGUUCGGUUGUAUCAACGCCUUCAAUCAACUACGGUGGAAUCGCCACAAGCACGGAUGUUGUUACACUAGAUGAGACCGUGAUCGAAAUGUUUACUCCUAGCCAGCCUAGUGAGCAUUCGGAUAAAACCUACAUCCUGACUGCUGGCCGCAUUGAGAAGGCUUGGGAAUGGUCCCUUAACGGGAAUCACUCCUACGGCCUUACUUUGGAGGCCGAAAAGCCCGUUCUAUGGGACCCUCAAUCUGCGGCCAAAAGCCCUUUGGCCAUCGCCACAAAGAACAAUACUUGGGUGGAUAUAAUCUUCAUUUUAUCUGGCAACACAUCUACACUUCAGCCUGGUCACCCACUUCACAAGCACUCCAACCGAGCUUAUAUUCUAGGUUCCGGCACCGGCGACUUCAAUUACACUUCAGUCGCCGACGCUGUCAAGGCUAUUCCAGACAGUUUCAACCUGAUCAAUCCCCCCAUGAGAGACACUUUUACUACGCUGCCUGCUUAUCAAGGUAAAAGCUGGAUGGCAAUUCGCUAUCAUGUUCAAAACCCAGGGGCAUUCUUGCUUCACUGUCACCUCGACCCACAUCUGACAGGGGGUAUGGGGCUCGCGAUUCUAGACGGUAUAGAUGCAUGGCCGACCAUUCCGUCCCAAUAUGGCCCAAAUGGGAAGUGGGGAAGUAUUGACGCUUGA